Molecule: messenger RNA, 2905 nt
Organism: Nicotiana tabacum (common tobacco)
Lineage: Eukaryota; Viridiplantae; Streptophyta; Magnoliopsida; Solanales; Solanaceae
Source: RefSeq, a predicted model, not a curated record
UUGCAUACAUGAUACAUGUAUGGAGUGAUUGUUCAAGUUCCACGUAGAGUUUACCUUACAUCACAAGAUAGAGCUAUUUAUGACUAUCAACAGCUGUAUGCAUCUAGAAAAAUCAUUUACAAAUGGCUAAUGACACGUCACUAUUGCAGGGAAGCUUUAUUGGAUCCAUACCUCUCCAAGUAUUCUGUUAUUAUUGUUGAUGAGGCGCACGAGCGAACUAUACACACUGAUGUAUUGCUUGGCUUGUUAAAGAAUGUACAGAAAGCAAGGUCAAAGUGUAUUAGCGAAGCAGUAAAUACUGAUCAUAAUAACUCUAAUAACGGGCAUGCCUCGGAGGGAAGGAUUGACAAUCAGAAUGAUGGUAUUUUGAAGCCAUGUCAAGCGAAAAAGUAUCACCCAUUGAAAUUGAUCAUCAUGUCAGCCAGUCUGGAUGCACGAGUUUUCUCAGAGUACUUUGGUGGUGCAAGAGCUGUUCAUGUUCAGGGACGGCAGUUUCCUGUCGAUAUAUUCUACACCCAUAAGCCAGAGACAGAUUGCAUAGAUGCAGCUUUGAUUACUAUAUUUCAGAUACAUCUAGAGGAGGGUCCUGGUGAUAUACUUGUAUUCCUCACUGGCCAAGAAGAGAUUGAAUCCGUUGAGAGGCUUAUCCAUGAACGCCUCCGACAGUUACCUGAAUGCAAUAGGAAGCUCUUAACUUUUCCCAUAUACUCGUCGCUUCCCUCUGAGAAGCAAAUGAAGGUUUUCAUGCCUUCACCAGCUGGAUAUCGUAAGGUGAUACUGGCAACAAAUAUUGCUGAGACAUCAGUGACAAUACCUGGAAUUAAGUAUGUUGUUGAUCCUGGACUGGUGAAAGCACGAACUUAUGAUCCUAAGAUGGGAGUUGAUUCGUUGAUCAUUGUCACAACGUCUAAAGCUCAAGCUCUGCAAAGGAGUGGACGUGCAGGACGUGAAGGACCUGGGAAAUGCUAUCGCCUCUAUCAAGAAAGUUUCUUUGAGAAACUCACAGAUUCUACAUUACCUGAGAUUAAGAGAUGUGAUCUUUCAAAUGUUGUAUUGCAGCUCAAAGCUCUAGGCAUUGAUGAUGUCAUUAAUUUUGACUUCAUCGAAAAACCAGACAGGACUGCCAUAGUCAACUCACUGUGGUCUCUCUACUUGUUGGGUGCUGUAACAGAAGAGAAUAAACUUUCAGAUGUUGGAUAUCAAAUGGCCAAGCUACCACUUGAUCCAGUCUAUUCUAAGGCUCUCAUUGUUGCUAGCCAAUUCGGCUGCUUGAAAGAAAUGUUGAUCUGCGUUGCGAUGCUCUCAGUGGAAUCUAUAUUCUAUGCUCCACGUGAAAAGUUGGAAGAGUCACGAAAUGCGUUGAAAAGCUUUGCAAGUCCAGAUGGGGAUCAUUUGACUUUGCUUAAUGUAUACCGCGCUGCUGAUGAGUUCUUUCAGAAGAACAAGACGGUAAAUAGUGAAGAAAAGGCUGAAAAGAAUCUUAGAAAAUGGUGCAAGGAUAAUUAUAUAAACAGCCGCUCUCUAAAACACGCUCGUGAUAUCCACAGUCAAAUUCUGAGGAAUGUAGAACAAAUGGGUCUUCGUGUCACGUCUUGUGAAGACGAUAUGCUUCUCUUCCGCAGAUGUCUUGCAGCCUCGUUUUUCCUUAAAGCAGCUAUGAAGCAGCCUGAUGGUGUAUACAGGGUCACAUUAAGUGGUUUGAUAGUGCAAAUACACCCGUCUUCUGUCUUGUUCCGAGCAAAGCCAGAGUGUAUAAUUUUUAAUGAAUUAGUCCAUACUAAUCAUAGUUAUGUUCGCAAUGUUUCAAGAAUCGAUUACUUGUGGCUAAUUGAGCUGGCUCCACACUUGUAUGCCUUGCAAGACUAAAGGUCUUUACUGCCAGAUUAUUUAUAUCGGUAAGAUAUCCGUUCUUUUUCAUUGUCAUAUAUUCUGCCUACUCUGGUGUUCAAGUUGGAAGUAAAGGAGAAGGAAACAUUUGAAGUUCCGACCUUUAGUUUGUUCCAACUUUAUUUAAGCCUCUGGCAUGUAAAUAUUUGACAAGAGUAUGUCUCUGAUGUCGACCGAUUCUCAGUUCCAACAGCCUGAUGAGAUCUGUCUGCGGUAUUGUAUAUGACAUUACAUUUCCUCAUUUGUAUGCUGCGAAAAUCAUCGUCAGUAGACGUUUUUUGCUUUGGAGGGAGACUGUCCGCAAGUGCUAAAUGCAGGAUUGAAGCGAUGAAUACAUAUACGCAGGCGCCAUGUUUAUCUUGACAAGGUUGUUGAAGCUGGAGAAGUGUUCAUGAUCUUUAGCAGACUCUCCAGCUUUUAUUGAUGCAGCGGUGUCGCUGGUUAUCGAUUUUUUCGGGUGGGAACGUCUGAAUACUUGAGCAGAAGCUAGCUUUUUUGGAUCUACUGCUGGAUAAAUACCUUUGGCAGCCAAUCCUCUUGAUAGUACGAUAGUAGCAUCUAUAUGUGCAAAUGUCGUAGCAGGACCAAGGUCGGUCAAAUCGUAUGCGGGUUUUUCUUUCCGUUGAAAAUCGAUCUUACUCUAUCUUUCCUGAGCCGAGGGUCUUCCGGAAACAACCUCUCUACCUUCUUAAAGUAAGGGUAAGGUCUACGUGUACUCUACCCUCCCUAAACCCCAUUAGUGGGAUUACACUGGUCUGUUGUUGAAAAUCGAUUUUACGGUAUAGAUGCUUAUGACCUCCCACUCUAUGCCUUGCGGUAAUGAUUCCUCCGACAUUAGGAUCUUAUGUAACUGCUUUGUAGAGCGCUUUAUCCUUCUUAGUGGUUUGGAUUAGUCGGGCAAGCAAGUUUCAGAUACUUGAUGUCAAAAAAUAGUCUGCAUAUUAGCUGUACUAAUGGAGUUGUAUUGCCAACUUUCAUAUAUUUAUUUAUCUAUAUAACGCAAAAUGUGAAAAUUGUA